Molecule: messenger RNA, 1644 nt
Organism: Sorex araneus (European shrew)
Lineage: Eukaryota; Metazoa; Chordata; Mammalia; Eulipotyphla; Soricidae
Gene: BCO1
Product: beta-carotene oxygenase 1
Exons: 11
Coding region: 22-1644 (540 amino acids)
Biological process (GO): carotene catabolic process; retinal metabolic process
Molecular function (GO): beta-carotene 15,15'-dioxygenase activity; carotenoid dioxygenase activity
Source: RefSeq, a predicted model, not a curated record
GAGGCUUGUGGACACCCCAGGAUGGAUAUCAUCUUUGGCAAAAAUAAGAAAGAGCAGCUGGAGCCCCUGCGAGCCCGCGUGACGGGCCGGAUCCCAGCCUGGCUGCAGGGGACGCUGCUGCGCAACGGGCCGGGGAUGCACACGGUGGGCGAGAGCCGCUACAACCACUGGUUCGACGGGCUGGCCCUCAUCCACAGCUUCAGCCUCCGGGACGGCGAAGUUUCUUACAGGAGCAAAUACCUGCGGAGCGACACUUACAAGGCCAACAUCGAGGCGAACAGGAUCGUGGUGUCGGAGUUCGGGACGAUGGCCUACCCGGACCCCUGCAAAAACAUAUUUUCCAAGGCCUUCUCCUACCUGUCCCACACCAUCCCCGACUUCACCGACAACUGCCUGAUCAACAUCAUGAGGUGCGGGGGAGACUUCUACGCCACCACGGAGACCAACUACAUCAGGAGAAUCGACCCUCAGACGCUUGACACGCUGGAGAAGGUCGACUAUCGGAACUACGUGGCCGUCAACCUGGCAACCUCGCACCCACAUUACGACGAGGCCGGGAAUGUCCUGAACAUGGGCACCGCCAUUGUGGACAAGGGGAAGACAAAAUACGUGUUAUUUCAGAUCCCAGCCUCCGUGCCAGAGCCCUGGAAGCACACGGCUGUGCUCAGCUCCGUCGCCGCCCGCUCCCUCCUCGCGCCCAGCUACUACCACAGCUUCGGGCUCACCCCGAACUACGUGGUGUUCCUGGAGCAGCCCUUCAAGCUGGACAUUCUCAGGCUGGCCACGGCGUACGCCAGGGGCGUCAACUGGGCCUCGUGCCUGACCUUCCACAGGGAGGACAAGACCCACAUCCACAUCAUCGACCGGAGGACGGGCCAGCCGCUGCCCGGGCGCUUCUACGCGGACGCCAUGGUGGUGUACCACCACGUGAACGCCUUCGAGCAGGACGGCUGCCUCGUGUUCGACGUGAUCGCCUACGCCGACAGCAGCCUCUACGAGCUCUUCUACCUGGCCAACCUCAGCCAGCGCCUGGCGGAGAACGCCAGGCUCACGGCCGUGCCCACCCUGCAGAGGUUCGCCGUGCCCCUCCGCCCCGACCAGAGUGCAGCCGUGGGCUCCAACCUGAUCACGCUGGCGUCCACCACCGCGCGGGCGCUGAAGGAGAAAGGCGGCCGCGUCUACUGCCAGCCAGAGGCGCUGUGUGAAGGCCUGGAGCUGCCGCGGAUCAAUUAUGCUCACAAUGGGAAGCCCUACCGAUACGUCUAUGCGGCCAAGGUUCAGUGGACCCCCGUCCCAAACCAGAUCGUGAAAUUCGACCUUCUCUCCAAGUCCUCCUUGAAGUGGGAAGAGGAGCACUGCUGGCCCGCCGAGCCGGUGUUCGUGGCCGCGCCCGGCGCCCAGGCUGAGGACGACGGAGUGGUCCUGUCCACGGUCAUCUCCACCGACCCCCACAAGCUGCCCUUCCUGCUCAUCCUGGAUGCCAAGAGCUUCACGGAAUUGGCUCGCGCCUCUGUGGACGCGGAAUUGCACCUGGACCUCCACGGGCUGUUUGUCCCGGACGCACACGGGGCCACCAGGAAGCGGGACCCUUCUCAGGAGGAGCAGGACGGGGACCCCGCCUGCCCCGAGGCCUCGCGGAGCUGA